AUGGGGGGCGGCGCUGUCGCCGGCGGGGCGGGGCAACACGGGCCCCUGCCCACGCAGCAACAGAGAAACUACAGAAAGGUGGGCGUGGGCUCCGGGGUGCAGGUGGCCGCGGCGACGGGGCAGCCGCUGCUGGCGCCGGCGCCGAUGCAGCAGUUCGUGCCCUACCCCCACCCCCACCCGGGCCACCCGGCGCACGCGGCGCCGCAGCCGGCGCUCCAGUACCAGCACAUGAUGCGGAUGUACGGCGGCGGCGUGGCGCCCGGCGUGGGCGGCGGAGUGGGCGUGGGCGGCGGCGUGGGCGUGGGCGAGGGCGCGGCUUACGCGCCCCAGGCCCCGUCGCCGGCCGCCGCCUCGCCCGCCCUCUACCCGCCCCCCUCGCCCGCCCACACGCCCCACCCCCACCAGCACCCGCACCCGCAUCCCCACCAUCACUACCAGCAGCCGCCCUUUCAGGUACUAUGCCCACUGAUGGGCCCGGCGAGCGCAGCUCACCAUCACCACCACCACCACGUGGCGUACCUGAACCACGCGCCGCAAACCGCGUCGCCACCUCACCACCCACAUCCCAUACAGCAAGUGCUGCUGCCGCCGCAGCACCAGACGAACGGCGGCUCGUCGACGCCGGGCGUGCACUCGGCGCACCCG
This is a messenger RNA of Iphiclides podalirius (scarce swallowtail), 645 nucleotides long. NCBI's taxonomy places the organism in Eukaryota, Metazoa, Arthropoda, Insecta, Lepidoptera, Papilionidae. The record is from the annotation of a GenBank genome assembly.